AUGGCCCAGAAGACGACGUUUACCCUCGCGGGCCGCGAGUGGCCCCGGGUUAAGUGGUGGCAGAACAGCAACAUGCGCACGCUCUAUUUCACCCUCUGGGCUGCCAUGCUGACCUCGGCCACCAACGGCUACGACGGUUCACUGAUGAACGGUCUGGAGUCCAUCCAGGCCUGGCUUGACGCCUUCAACAACCCCAGCCAUGCCACGCUCGGCCUGAUUACCGCCUCCAUGUCUAUUGGUUCUAUGCUCGCUAUUCCGUUCGUGCCCUACGCUGCUGAUCUGCUCGGUCGCCGCACUGGUGUCGUCAUUGGCUGCUCCAUUAUGAUUGUCGGCGUCGCCCUCAUUUGCAUCGGUUUCCACGUCGCCCUCUUCAUUGUCGGCCGUCUCAUUCUCGGUUUCGGCAUUGCCAUUGCCCACGGAUCCGCGCCGCUGCUCAUCACGGAGGUCGUCCACCCCCAGCACCGCGCCAUCUACUCCACCAUCUACAACACCCUGUGGUACCUGGGCUCCCUCGUCGGCUCGUGGGUCGCCUUCGGCACCCACAAGCUGGGCAACCAGUGGGCUUGGCGUGUGCCCGUCCUGCUGCAGGCCAUCCCCUCGCUCGUCCAGAUUAUCAUGAUCUGGACCGUCCCCGAGUCGCCCCGUUGGCUCAUCUCCAAAGGCAAGCCCAACGAGGCCAAGGCCAUCCUUGCCAAGUACCAUGCCGAGGGCAACCUCGACGACGAGCUUGUCAAUGUCGAGUUCGACGAGAUCUCGCAGACCAUUGCCCUCGAGCAGGAGUACGAGCGCAACGCCUGGUCUGAGCUGUGGUCUACUCCCGGCAACCGCCACCGUCUCAUCAUUCUCGUCUCCAUUGGUUUCUUCUCGCAGUGGAGUGGCAACGGUAUCGUGUCGUACUACCUUCCCCAGGUGCUUGAUCUUAUUGGCGUCACCAACCAGACCACGCAGCUCGAGAUCAACGGCUACCUGUCGAUUGUCCAGCUCGUGUCGGCCGUCACCAUCUGCUUCUUCGUCGACAAGGUCGGCCGUCGCCCGCUCUUCCUGACGUCCUGCGUCGGCAUGCUUUUGACCUUCAUCUCCACCACGAUCGGUCUGGCGCGCUACGAUGCCCAAGCCAACAACGCCUCCGCCAACACCGUCAUUGUCUUCAUCUUCAUCUACUACAUCUUCUACAACCUUGGUUUCUGCGGUCUGCUCGUCUCCUACUCGGCCGAGAUUCUGCCCUACCGCAUCCGCGCCAAGGGUCUCACCGUCAUGUUCUUCUGCGUCGACCUGUCGCUCUGGUUCAACCAGUACGUCAACCCUGUGGCGCUCGGCAACAUCCAGUGGAAGUACUACCUGGUGUACGUCGUCUGGCUCGCCGUCGAGUUUGUUGUCGUCUACUUCUUCUACAUUGAGACCAAGAACACGCCCCUCGAGGAGAUUGUCAAGCACUUCGAUGGCGACACGGCCGUCUACGGCGGCGACGAUGCCACCGCCAAGGCCCGCCACCUGGCUGGCGAGGACGAUGUGCCCGCCGAGGCCACGACCACCGUCACCUCCAACGAGAAGACGGCCACCGAGCAGGUCAACUAA
Molecule: messenger RNA, 1575 nt
Organism: Sporothrix brasiliensis 5110
Lineage: Eukaryota; Fungi; Ascomycota; Sordariomycetes; Ophiostomatales; Ophiostomataceae
Product: hexose transporter protein
Exons: 3
Coding region: 1-1575 (524 amino acids)
Biological process (GO): carbohydrate transport; transmembrane transport
Cellular component (GO): membrane
Molecular function (GO): carbohydrate:proton symporter activity
Source: RefSeq, a predicted model, not a curated record